Oppiella nova is the source of this 1893-nucleotide messenger RNA. The record is from the annotation of a GenBank genome assembly. NCBI's taxonomy places the organism in Eukaryota, Metazoa, Arthropoda, Arachnida, Sarcoptiformes, Oppiidae.
AUGGUGGACGUCGUCUCAGACGAGCAGUUGUCUCCGGUCUGUGAUUAUAGCGAUUACAUGACUCAAGACAAUCAGGUGAAGGUCGGCAUCUCUCCCACGGAUGAGCUUUUAUCGCAAACCAGAGCUUACGAAACACAUCACAACAUUCCUCACGAGUCCAAUGACUCGAAGCCACAAAACGCCACAAAAGAUGCAUUAAAUUCUGCGACAGAAUCUGAUUCCUCGUAUGAAAACAAUGCGUUCGCCGGUAAGGAGAAUAUCGAUACCUUUCCCGCGGAUUCCGAACCGAGAAGUCCGUACGAAGUGCUCAGAGGAAAGGGCUCUGAAUCCGAAAAGGAUUCUCACUAUAAGUUUGAUAACAAAAGAAGUGAUUCAUUGCCUAAAGAUAAGGAUAGCGAUAGGGAUAAAGACAACGAUAAGGGUAGCGAUAAGGAUAGGGAUGAGAGACGUGUUGUGGAAAUUGAGGGAAAAAUGAAGAAACAAAUUGUGAGCGAAAUAUUUGCCAAAGAAUUGAACGAAGAGGUUGUGAACGGAUCUCCAGAAAGGAAAAUAAUUCGCAACGAAAACACUGCCACAAAAAGCAAAAUAAUGUCUGUUUCCGAGGAAAUCAAUUACGAAGAGAUCCGGAGAGAGGCGCAGAUUAUCGCACAAACCAUUGUCGUGAAGGCUAAGCAAGAAUUGGCUAAAAUUCCCAACAAAAGUAAUAUCUCUGAAGAGAUAUCAGACGAGGAUCUCGUCGAGCAGGAGAGGGAAUGGGAUGAAGCGGAUGACAUGAAUCGAGUGGUCGUCGAUUCUCCAGUCAGUCCCAUCAGUCCCGACCCAUUGAGAGCUCAGAAACGGAUCAGUUUUACCGAAAGCGAGCCAUACGUCCGAAGAAGUUCUAUCGUUUUGGAUAAGAAUAUAAGUCCCGACGAACUCAAGAGAACUCUAUCCAAUCCGGCGACCAGAAAGUCAAGUGACAGCGGGAGUAGAAGUGGCAGUAGAUCUGGAUCUCAGAGGGAGAAGGAGUCGGGUUCCAGCUCUGAGAGUCAUUACCACUCAUUCGAGGUGUCGGACAGCAGUCGGACUCCUGUGUCGAGUCGACCCACAAGUAGUGAAUUUGAUUUGACUAUAAUCCCGGAGCUGAGGUGUUCCAGCAGUAGAAGCAGCGGUGGCUUCGGUACCACUCAAUCAGAGUACGAGACGUGUGUCACAUCUCAAGAGGGCUCAUACAUGACGGCCGCCUCAUCGCAGGACACCAGCUAUCAUACGGCGCGCACAUCAGUCCGCGACAGUUCCCGGGAUUCAACCAUUUCUAUUGAGUCGGAAAGUUCAGGAAAUUUAGCAGAAAUGUCUUCAGAAGCGAGUGAGACAUUAGUCGAAGAAGACAUCGAAAGACACGGAUCGGUCACCGACGAUGACUUCGAGCCGGCCGGCAGUCUUACGCCUGUCAACGACUUUAAGGAACCGUUUGACUGCGAGAUCCCAGAGUCAGUCAUCAGAGGAGGCGUUGAAAUGCCGUUUAUGUCGGGAACCAAUUGGGGUGAACAGAGACAACAGCCCCGAGAGCCCAAAGCUUCCACUUCUUAUGAAAUGGUUUUGAGUGAAGUGUUAGAGGAAACGACUUCCGAGUUGACUCUCUCUGCAAACAGAGCUCCACUUUUACCGUCAAAUAGUGUCGACGAAAGUAUUUCCGAAAACUCCAAUACCUGGCACUCGUCGAGUGUGGGAACGGCUGUCCCCGCGGGUCAUCCCAACUCUGGCAACGGCUCCCUCACUAGUUUAGGACAGUCCGGAUCGUCCGGUGCCUGUGAAGGGUCCACACAAUUCCGAUCCUUUUCCGAGUCAAUGGGUUCUCUCGAAACCCUAAACACUACUGAAAUGCAACAAAACAUGCAAACCGGCGGCGAAUCG